Molecule: messenger RNA, 4296 nt
Organism: Labeo rohita (rohu)
Lineage: Eukaryota; Metazoa; Chordata; Actinopteri; Cypriniformes; Cyprinidae
Product: protein FAM222A
Exons: 3
Coding region: 448-1542 (364 amino acids)
Source: RefSeq, a predicted model, not a curated record
UGUGUGUGAGAUCAGAAGAUGAGGACGCGGAGGAGAGUUUCGGCUCUCGUCUCCUGUGAUAUUACACGCAAACUCACUUUAUAAAGCGGAAAACUUUUUACUUUCGGGGUUUGUAUGAUCCAUUCAUCAGCUGGACUUGAUCUUCACCCGAUGGUCGGCGGGUUUCGGCUCCGGAUGGAUCGUGUCGCGGAUAAAUAAGCGUGAAGCAGGUGCAUUUAUCGCUGAUGAUGAACGCGCUGCUCUUCAUCUCCGUCAGAACAUGAACUUCAGUCCCAUCACAGCGAGCUGCUGGAGGGAUUCGUGGAGAUUUAACCCGCUGAUGGAUUCAUGAUCGCUGGAAUAUCGCGGAUCGAUGGAUUCUGCUGCGAUCAGAUGGUUUUAAAGCGGCCGGAGCGUCAGUUCAUGAUCCCUGAAGGCUUCAGUGACCCGUAGAGCUCAAACUGCACCAUGCUGGCGUGUCUGCAGAGACAGAACCAACCGACCCAACAUCAACACCAACACCUCAUGUGUGCCACGAAGAUCCUGGACGCGCCGCUCAGUCACAAGAGUGAGCCGAUUUCCACAUGCUCCCCUCGCUACCCGUCCGCGGCCGAACUGGACGCUUACGCACAAAGGACAGCGGAAAGCCCGCUUUCAAUCAAGAUCUUCCCCACGAACAUCAGGGUCCCGCAGCACAAGCAAAUCAGCAGGACCGUCAAUGGCCUGGACACCAGCGGUCAGCGCUUCGGUGCCUACUCGAACCCCUACGCCGGCGCCUACCAAGGCUUGCUGGCGAUCGUCAAGACUUCCUCCGUGGCCAAAGGUGUGUUGAAGAGCGCUGAUGGAAAACGAACCAAGCUAUCGCCAGUCCAAAUGGCAGUGGCUCCGUAUGCGCCGCCCAGCAGCAGCAGACACCGGCAGAAGCCGUACGGUGUUGUGUCCCACGGCGUCGUGCAUCACAUGAGCCGUCUGUCCAGCGUCCAAUCCAGUCCUUCGUUCUUGGCCGCGUCGUGCGCCGACUCAAAUUUCGCCCAGAGCGCUCUGGCAUAUUCCGGAGCCGUUUUGCCCACUCAAAGCGCGGACGUGGCCGGUUCAGAUUUUUGGGCGCAGCGGCACUAUCCACACGCAUACGCCGCAGGAAGUGGCAGUGGAAGCGGAGCCGUUGUCAGUCGCUCACCUGACGUCUCCUACAGAUCCCACCCUCCCAGUCUAACCAUUCUAGACAAGGUCACGUCGUCCCCCGCGAUGCACGGCGACUUCCCGGUCGGCCAGUUCUUCGCUCCCGCUUGGAAUAGCGUGCUUGCCACACCGGAUAGCGACUGUUACAACCCUCAGGAGCUGGCCCCGCGCCUCCAUCCGCACUCCCAACAACCUCCGCCGUACCUGUGCUGCGGGCCGCCCGGGAAGAGCCUGUGCCAGGCGUCGGUCCUCAGCAGCAGCCUGCAGUCUCUGGAGUGCCUCAUCAGCGAGAUACACCCGCCCUGCAUCAAGGAGCGCAUGCUGGGACGAGGAUACGACCCGCACCUUCAGCCCGCACACCUUCAGCUGCCUGUGUUGAGAUAGGACACUUGCACUGGCUGAGUUAAAGCUGCUGGUAAGUAGGGUUGUGUGGCUCACAGAUUUAAGGGUUACUGACCGGAGAGGUCAUUUGUUGCUGGAUUUACGGGACACUGGAUCCGCUCAAUCAUAAAUGGGUACUGUGUUCAUCAAGCUUGAGAUCCAGAGAUUUUCUAAGGCCUCUUUCACACAUCCUGCAUCUGAAAGAGUAUUUCAUAUUAUAUGCUUCUCUUCUGCUCACCAAGGCUGCAUUUAUUUGAUCAAAAAUACAGGAAAAAUGUGAAAUAUUUUUAUGUUUUAAAACAGCUGUUUUCUACAUGAAUAUGUGUUAAACUGUAAUUUAUUUCUGUGAUGCGCAGCUGAAUUUUCAGCAUCAUUACUCCAGUCUUCAGUGUCACGUGAUCCUUCAGAAAUCAUUCUAAUAUGCUGAUUUGAUUAUCAUCAAUGUUGAAAACAGUUGUGCUGCACAAUAUUUUUGUGGAAACCAUCAUACAUUCCAUUUUUUUUUAGGAUUCACAGACAAAUAGAAAGUUCAAAAAAACUUUUAUUUGAAAUAGAAAUAUUUUAGAACAUUAUAAAUGUCUGUUUUGAUAAAUGUAAUGUGUCCUUGAUGAAUAUAAAUAGUAUGUAAAACGCAAAAUACAUGUCAUGCAUUGAUGAGGUUUUCAUUAGACUGCAGAAUAUGAUCAAAAAAGACUUUUGAUUAUAAAACAGCCAACCCUCACACAAUUAGUCGUUCAGAUUGACAUAUUGCUCUUAUUUCAAAUAAAAAAUCCUUUGUAACAUUAUAAAUAUCUUUACUGUCGCUUUUGAUCAAAUUAACGCAUCCUUGAUGAAUAAAAGUGUUAAUUUCUUAUUGAAAAAACAUUAAUGCCAAACUUUUGAAUUGUAGUGUAUAUUAUAAAAUGUAAUUAAAAACUCAUUGUAAUAGUUCUCAUUGUUUGAAAUCCAAACCCCAAAAUGAAGCUUUAAACCGCACAAUCAUCUUCAUUCAGUCUGAUUGAAUAGAAAGUGUCACUUUGUGACAGAGGUGUUUUUAUCAAACAAGGCUUUAGUUGCCUUUCAUGAAAGGCUGCGUCGGAAAAUAUAGUGCAUUUUCACUGUAUUUUGUUAAUGUUUUCAUUUUUUUUCUGCUGACAUCAGUCACUGUUCACUGUGAAAACAGCCUCAGUAAGCAGAAACGUGGUCUUGGACCACAAAACCAGUCAUUGGGAUCAAUGUUUUAAAAUUGAGGUGUAUACAUCAUCUGAGAUCUACAUAAAUAAGCUUUCCAUUGAUGUAUGGUUUGUUACGAGAUGCAGCUAUUUGAAAAAAUAACUAAAAAAUCAAAACAUUGAGAAAAUCAGCUUUAAAGUUGUCCAGAUGAAGAUCUUAGCCAUGCAUAUUACUAAUCAGAAAUGAAGUUUUGAUAUAUUUACAGUAGGAAAUUUACAAAAUAUCUUCAUGGAACAUGAUCUUCACUUACUAUCCUACUGAUUUUUGGCAUAAAAGAAAAGUCGUGUAUUGUUGGCUAUUGCUGCAAAUGUACCCGUGAUACUUAAGACUGGUUUUGUGCUCCAGGGUCACACGUGGUGUGUGAAACAGGUCUGGAUCUCUCUUCUGAAAUGCAGGUGAUUUUGAAGCGAUGACACACGUCCUGUUCGCUGCUGGAGUGUCACUUUAUCGAGUUCUCAGAUGCUGUUGAACGACUCAAACGAUCUGAAAUUUCCUUCUCAGACUAGCUGCCAAAAACACGACAGGAAGUGACACGCGUGCUGUUUACUCCGAUCACCGCAACACAUUCGCUAACUAUAAAAGCCUCCGAAAUGACACUAAAUCAUAGCAGUUAUGAUUUCUCCUGUUGUAAAUCAUUGACAGUGUUUCUGGCAUGAGUCGCUUGUAGGAGCAGUUACUUUAAAUGGAAAUAAAUGCAUAUUUUUACUCUUAUGUUUGUUGCUGCCAGUAGGAUGACAUUCAUAUUUAUAUGAUUUGUUUUUAAACUAAAGUGUUUUGUGUUUGUUAUUCGAAUCCUCACAAUCAGAAUGUGAUUCCUGACAGAUUCUGAUGAUGAUGUUUAUUUUGAUCUGCUGAUCCUCUAUGAAGCUGUGAUGAUGGUUUUGGGAUCAUGGAGUCGAGGUCACGACCUCUCCAUCAAUACCUGUUAUUAAUUACAACUUGAACCCAUUAGUAUGGUAUAUAUUUUAUUCCUUCUCUUUUAUUUAUUGAUAUUUGAAUCAGGUGUCUGCGAUCUGUCAUGUUCAUGUGUUUUAUUUUGUGUGUGUAACGGCACACUAUGGGCUCGACGUUUAAAAGUGCAAUUAUACUGUUGGCAAACGAGCUUCAGUGAUGAUUUACUGUGUGUGACUGUCUGAAAUCUACUUCACCAAUAAGAUUGUCAAAUAAAUAUAAUUUAGGAAUGUUUUCUAUUCCUGCUGGUCUGUUUGUCGUUAUUUUUAGUGUAGGAUGUGAUGUGUGCAUGCACAUUUUGGGUCGAACAGAAAAAUGGUAAAAUGCACGCUGAAAAAGUCGAGCAAAACAUUUUUUAUUUACAGACUUUUUUAUUGCUAGACUUUUUCAGCGUGCUUUGGAUUCAGUGUGCAGGUAGCCAUUUUUCUGUUUGAUCUCAGGUAUUUUUUUGGCUCGACGCACCUACAGCAGAAGGCUUUCCUUUUUCUUAUUUGGAGCGCUACAGUUUUUACAUGCACAUUUUAAAAUGAAGCCUUUUAAACACUGUCAGAGGUCAGAUGCAUAAAUCAAAUAAAUCUAAAAAAGCAGUGAACA